AUGUCCAGCCACGAUUCCAGCUCUCUACAGAUCGCGGACAGCAACGGUUUCGGCAGCAUGUCAGUCCAAUCCAACGGAGUCCAUCAGCAAGACACUCCCCAUGAAGCCCUCCAGCAACAGUCUCAGCAGCAAGAAGCCAAGCAACAAGAAGUUCAAUACGAAGACGUAGUUCCCGAUACCACCUCCAGUUCCGUUUACGAACUCGAGCCAACACUGAUUCGCAUCAUCAACGGAACCAAGCCCGUCGUGCGCACUCUUGCCGGAGAACUCACUGUCGAGCCCCGUCACAAUCUUAAUGCACCAGUACCCAGAUCUGGCAGAGAUGACCCCGAGAUGGAAGAGCCACCUCGUCUUUCUGUCCAACGUAACAAGAGGAAAAAAGCUAGAACCCAGCCCGCGUUGAAGGCUCAGCACUAUGUCGUCCAUGAAAAGGGAGUGUUGGAUCAUAUCGUCAAGUUUGUUGCGACCUCUGGCAUCACAAACACCCCAAAGGGACGGCAAGGACAAUACUCCUGA
Molecule: messenger RNA, 516 nt
Organism: Aureobasidium namibiae CBS 147.97
Lineage: Eukaryota; Fungi; Ascomycota; Dothideomycetes; Dothideales; Saccotheciaceae
Exons: 2
Coding region: 1-516 (171 amino acids)
Source: RefSeq, a predicted model, not a curated record